This is a messenger RNA of Drosophila navojoa, 1274 nucleotides long. RefSeq names its product sensory neuron membrane protein 1-like. Gene Ontology annotation, cellular component: membrane; cytoplasm. The record is from RefSeq and is a predicted model, not a curated record. Lineage: Eukaryota; Metazoa; Arthropoda; Insecta; Diptera; Drosophilidae. Gene Ontology annotation, molecular function: scavenger receptor activity.
AUGCGCAACACAUUCCAUUUUCGUCCGGAUUUGGGGCUCAGCGGAGAGGAGCUGAUAACCAUGCCGCAUCCUUUGCUGCAGUUCCUGAGCAUUGCCAAUCUGGCACAGCCGGCGGAGGUGCAGGCUGCUGUUGCCCAGGGCCUGGAUUUGAUUUUCCAGCCUCAGAGCGCCUUCAUAACAGCUAAGUUCAAGGAUCUCUUCUAUGCUGGCAUCGAUGUCAAUUGCGGCUCAGAUCACGCCGCUGCUCAGGCCAUUUGCCAGCAGUUCCAAGCAGGCGCCGUGCCCGGCGCUGUGGCCCUGAAUGCCACACACUAUAAGUUCUCCCUGAUGGGCGCGGCAAGUGCAAGUUAAAGUGCCAAAAGUUUUCCUAUCAACAGCAUUCUCUUUCCUCUGCAGGGCAAUCACACAAAUGCCGGACGCUUUAAGGUGCAGCGCACCUCCGGCUCUAAUCAACUGACAGUGGGCCAAGUGCUCGCCUACAACGAGGCCGAGCAGUUGCAGGUGUGGCAGGAGACAAACGGCAGCAGGUGCAAUCGCUUGCGCGGCACAGAUGGCACCAUCUUUGCACCGCUCAUGCAACCACAGCACGGUCUGUGGAGCUACUCGGCGCAGCUGUGUCGCUCCCUGACACCCAAGGCAAUGGGCAAAACCAAUUACAACCAGCUGCCAGCUCAACGAUACGAGCUAAGCUUUGGUUCACCAAGCGUAAGUGAGAUCACUCCAAGAACGGAACCGGAUUUGCACUGCUUCUGCACGGAUUUUCCCAGCGAUUGUCCAGCCGAUGGCACUAUGGACCUAAUGCGCUGCAGUGGCACGCCUUUGAUGGCAUCCUUGCCGCACUUUUAUCAGGCGGAGCCAAAGCAAGUCGAGCAAGUGGAAGGACUUUCGCCCACAGCUGCUAAGCAUGCCAGCACAAUGAUCUUCGAGCAGCUAUCUGGCACAGUGCUCUCUGUAUAUAAUCGCCUGCAGUUCAGCUUGAAAGUUAAGCCAGUCAAGGACGUGCCCACCAUGGCGCAGCUGCGUCCCUUGGCCAUGCCACUCUUCUGGAUCGAGGAGUCUCUGCAGCUGGAUGAAAAGAUAACGCAGCUGCUGCACAAAAAGAUAUUUGCCGUGCUGAAUGCCAACAAUUGGUUUAGAUGGCUCUGCAUUGGCCUUGGUAGCUUGGGCUGCAUAUUGGGCGGCUUGUUCCUUCAUCUAAGUCGCAGCGAUGCCAAACGCGUGGGCUGCAGCGUUGAGGAAUAGUUGGAGAUAUAUAUAACAUCUAUAUCCUUAUU